This is a messenger RNA of Labrus bergylta (ballan wrasse), 4943 nucleotides long. It is a transcript of the gene chfr, whose product is annotated as checkpoint with forkhead and ring finger domains, E3 ubiquitin protein ligase. Lineage: Eukaryota; Metazoa; Chordata; Actinopteri; Labriformes; Labridae. Gene Ontology annotation, biological process: mitotic cell cycle checkpoint signaling; ubiquitin-dependent protein catabolic process; protein ubiquitination. The record is from RefSeq and is a predicted model, not a curated record. Gene Ontology annotation, molecular function: ubiquitin-protein transferase activity; protein binding. Gene Ontology annotation, cellular component: nucleus.
AUGACGGUACAUAAUGUCAACCCAGUGCUUAGCAGGAAGUGCAUCUUGUGUUUAGCUGGAACAUGAGGAGAAGUGUUUUAAACAACUAGUGGGACACCAGCAAACCUUUUGACGCUAAAAAACAGCAGUGGGUGAUGGAGAGUUAUAGAAGAGGACGACCAUGGGGGAAGCUGGUCAAAGUGAACUCCAGUGAAACUGUCCUGCUCUUCAACAGGGAGUGCACAGUUGGCAGAAAGAAAGGAUGUUAUUUGUCUUUCCCAGCAAAUAAACUGGUAUCAGGCGAGCACUGUAAGAUUGUGCAGGAUGAAAGCUCGGGGUUAGCGUGGCUCGAGGAUAUGAGCACUAAUGGCACAAUAAUCAACAUGUCCAAACUGGUCAAGAAGCAAACUCACAUGCUGCAGAACGGCGAUGUCAUCUACUUUGUGUACAGGAAAAGUGAGCCGGAACAGAAUAUUGCCUACGUCUACCACUCAAUCAAAGCAGAACAAUCUAAUACACAACAAACUUAUGACAUGGAGAGGACGGCGCUCAGUGCUGCUCCAGUUUCACCGUCGGAGAUGUCCCUCUCUGUGGAGCCUGUGAUGCUCGCAGCGGCUCCUCGUGAUCCAACUCAGGAGGAACCUCAGCCCUCCACCUCUUCUUCCCACUUCUGUAUUGGGAGCAUGACCACUUCUGGUGCCAUGGCAACCGCAGCCUGUCCUGCUUCUGGCCAAACUAGAGAUGCAGCCCAGGCACUGGGAAGAGACACAGACAACAUGGAGCCAGAAAGCAAGAGGAGGAAAACUCAUGAUGAUAAAGAUUAUGAUUCAGGCUCUCCACACACCUCUGGUACAGAAGUGGUCGCUUCAGUACAGGGACAUUCUUUGUCCAAACCCCCGACAGAAGGAGCAAAAACGGACAAGAUGGAGGAGAGUUUGACAUGUGUCAUUUGUCAGGACCUUCUGCACGACUGUGUCAGCUUGCAGCCUUGCAUGCACGUCUUCUGUGCUGCUUGCUACUCAGGCUGGAUGGAGCGUUCGUCUCUUUGCCCCACCUGCCGCUGUCCUGUGGAGAGGAUUCGGAAGAACCACAUCCUCAACAACCUGGUGGAGGCCUACCUCAACCAGCACCCAGAGAAGUGUCGCAGUGAGGAGGACCUGAAGAGCAUGGACAGCCGUAACAAGAUAACUCAGGACAUGUUGCAGCCAAAAGUUGAACGCUCAUUCUCCGACGAGGAGGGCAGCUCAGACUUCCUGUUUGAGCUCUCCGACAAUGACAGCGACUCGUCAGACAUCAGUCAACCUCUAGUGAUGUGCAGACAGUGCCCAGGCUACAGGAGGGACUUCAGUCAGGUGCUGUAUGCCACAGGUUCAAACUUCUGGCUCCCGGGUUUACCGGUUCCACCACAAGUUCCUCCUCCACCCAAACCACCAAAUGAAGAGGUGCCUGAAAAGCCCACAGGGGAGCAGCCCUCAACAUCCUCUGAUAUCCCCUCAGCUCCUCAGGAUCCCAAGGAGUACCGCUGCCCCCCACAGGGCCUCCAUCUCAUCUGCACCUGCUGCCUCCAGCCGAUGCCAGACAGACAGGCCGAGCUCAACAGCCAGCAGGGUGUCGCUCAACAAUGUGUGCUGUGCCAGCGACCCUUCUGUCACAUGUACUGGGGCUGCCAGAGGAUUGGCUGUCAGGGCUGUCUGGCUCGAUUCAGUGAGCUCAACCUGACAGACAAAUGCCUGGAUGGUGUGCUGAACAACAACAACUAUGAAUCAGAGAUCCUCCAGACCUACCUGACCUCCAGAGGAAAGUCCUGGAGAGAUCUGCAUCAGGAGUCUCUGCAGAGCUUACAGCAGGGACAGUAUUAUCUCACAGAUGGUCGCAUCUCUGCGAACGCCGUCCUGUGCUUCUGCUGCGGCCUGCGAUCAUUCAAGGAGCUGGCCUACAAAUACAGACAGAGCAUCCCCUCAUCUGAACUACCAGCUGCUGUGACAGCUCGUCCUGACUGUUACUGGGGGCGUAACUGCCGGACACAGGUGAAGGCACAUCAUGCAAUGAAAUUCAAUCACAUUUGUGAGCAGACACGCUUCAAGAGCUGAGGAGUGGAGGGGUUUGUUUCUUCACCUGUGUGUCAAACUGAAGAGUGUCACACGAUGUUGUGACGUUCUGUUUUCUGUCCAUAUUAGAGAUCUGCCUUUCAGAUGUUAUGCAAAAACCCAAUGCAGAAAAUACAAUCGGUAUCCAUUUACAAUAAUGACCAGUGUCCUGCUCGAUGUGGGGCUGUGUGAAAUAAUGCUAUGCACAUUAUCAUUGGAGUUGAAUUCAUGUUUACUUAAAGGUUAGAGCUGUUAUUGAGAGUUUAGACCUAGGGGGCAGGGAGAUGGGGGGGCUCCUUUACUCACCAAGUCUACCAGGUAAGCAACCACCAACUGUCAGUGUUUUAAUUUGUCAAAAAUGCUUCCUGAUACUUCCUCCAGCCUGUAUGGAAAAAAACAAACAAAUCCUAAAUAGAGACCUUGUGGUUCAAUUUGUACAGAUAAAGAUCAUUCACCUAAACAUGUUUGUAAUAUGUAGUUUUCUACCUUUUGUAAUUGAGGGUAUAAACACAUGAUGUAUACAGUCUGUCUUUCAAUGUUUUAUUUUGUUAGGGAGGUUCUUUUUACUGCUCAUGAUUAUGUCAGAGUAUUACAGUAGUUGCACCAUUUUUGGCCAAGUCAUAAUUAGUUUCCACUGGAUUCCAACUCGUAACAAUAUCAUUAAGUGUAAAUGUCUCACCUCUGGGGAGGGGGGGGGGCUUUUCUUGUUUCGCCCAGGUAUUACUUCAUCUCCAGACGGGGGCAAAAAGCCAUGUCAAAGCCUGCGCAUACGUUCUCUAGAUUAAUAAUCCCUUGUGAUAUUUGUAUAGGAUUUGUAAGGGGAUAAAUGUGUUGUAACCCUGUCGGGGGGGGGGGGGCUUUGGUGUAUGCUUUGCUCAGGAUAAUCAUCUCAAAAGGUGAUUAUAGUGUAGAAGGGACCCUUUCUUAGAGCCUUGUAGUAAGGGCUAAGCUGUGAUGAAAGGCAGUUACUCAUGUAUGGUCUUGAAAAAAUGCAACACUCCAGGAAACCUGCGGUUGUUGAGUUUGCUGGAAGUGAUGGUUCUUUCACACAAAUUGAAAGUUUGCAAUAGCUGGAUGAUGCACUUGGUUAACUAGGUUUAGAGAAUCGUGCAAACACAACUCAACAGCGUACCUUUGAGUUGAAAUGUACGUUCCUGUUGUAUAGGCCAGAGCUGAGAGAUAUGAAAUCAUUGUGUUUAGGCUUGUAAUCGAUUUUUUUUUUGGAUUCUCAGGUACACAGAGCUGCUGUGUUGUGAUUUUUAAACGACAGGUGAACGAUAUUUGGUCGUCAGAGAGUGCUGUGUCAACAUGUCAAAGAUGUCGUGUUGACUUCUGAUUUGAGACCUCCACGUGUCAAUGCUAUCACUCACAAACAUGCACAGCUACAUGAUGUCUACUGGAGAAAAAAAAAGGACAAGUCAUGUUUAUUUUUCUGGACUGUUUCGCCUUCUCAACCUUAAGACAUUAGAUUCAAGGGGCCUUAUAUAUUGAAAUGUGAGGAUGAAGUAACACAUACCUUAUUUGUGGGCCCGAUGUAGUGUGUACAUUUGUAGAAAACUGUAGGUGGACAAGAAGAGUGGGGGUGGGGGGAAUUGUUUUAACACUUAGCUUGAAUCCAGUACCUUUGUAUGAUUCCCACAUACAGCUACUGGGCUUAUUUUUUUAAGAAAGUUUUUGGGCUUUGUUUAGAAGAAUAUGUACUAGAGAUAAGUCCAAAUAUUGAGUAGAUGUGGUUAUGUUUCACAACAAUGAGGAUAUUUGCACAUCACGUUUUGUACACAGAUAGAGGCAUCAUGUGAGGUCUGCAAGGGAAUGGUAUGAGCCAAACAUCUUAGAAGAGCUGUCUUUACAUAGCACCUGAGAUUUCCGUCGUCUGGUUCUUCUUUGUCUGAUUUUAAAUCAUAUAAAGGGUUUCAUUCCAAAAUGGGACACGAUUCAUCAGGUAGAAAAAUGCAAUAGAGGGAAAAUUUAACUUUUUCACAUGUAUAUAUCGUUGUUACUUUACAUGCUGAAUCUUUGAAAAUGAUGUCCUUUAGAAAGAUAUAUAUAUGAGAAACAUGAGCCAUAGUGACUGUGGACACAGUAUGUUUCUAAACUGGGUUUAUGAAUGGGCACUUUCUGGUCUCUGCCAGAGCUCUUGAGUUAAUCUGUGGUGUUAGUAAAGUGGUUUAGGUGUGUAUUUUUAUUUUUUGUAUUCCCUGAGUCACGGUGGGUCCACACUGGCAUUCCUUAGCGGCUCAGGCCCUCGGCACAAACCCGGUCGAUCCCCCGACGGUGUGGCUGAGUUUUAAUUAUUCCCCACCGGAGAUCUGGGCACCAUAAGCCAACAACAGUCCCAAGCCGCUCCAAUCAGGAAUUGGUAUUAAAGAGGCUUUGGUUGAGUGCUUUGCGUUCUCUGGUAUGUGGGUGGGAGGGGGUAUGUUGUAUACUACGGAAAAUAUUUACUCACUUUGUGUGCAAGAGUCUGGACCGCACUGCUCAGCAGUAUGGAAGAGGCAGGACCAUUCUACCUCAGCGCAGCUCCCAGGGACAAGGGAGGCUGAACAGGCAUCAGAGUCAAGAUCACAUCCCUUCAAAACACGCCUCUUAAUGAGGGCUGGAAGUCCUUACUGAUGCCUGUAAACUUUGUAUGCAAUGCACUAUUUCUACAGUUAUAGUCUAGACUAUGAUCAACCUCUAGUUAAAGCUAGCAUUAGGCACAUGUUGAAAUGUUGCAAGAAUAUGUUUGAUAAAUGCCUCUUACGCUGUAUGAUCAUUUGUAUGUUAUAUUAGCAAUGCUACAAAUCAGAAAUCUAAAACAUUGACCUGUAUACAGAUCUGAUUUACUUGUGUACCCUGACAAAUUAAAAGACCAACAUGUAUGUCUGAAGAAACCGA